Nicotiana attenuata is the source of this 886-nucleotide messenger RNA. RefSeq lists its product as uncharacterized. NCBI's taxonomy places the organism in Eukaryota, Viridiplantae, Streptophyta, Magnoliopsida, Solanales, Solanaceae. The coding region runs from base 166 to 765 and encodes 199 amino acids. The transcript is spliced from 6 exons. The record is from RefSeq and is a predicted model, not a curated record.
CCGAGGAGAGGACCGUGUGAUCCGCAUCUAAAAAGAGGAUAAUAAAUUCACAGAAGAGGGAAAGAGAAAACAGCCGAAUGCGAAAGAAAGCCCUAACCCGAAGAACACUGCUAAUCGUACCCAUCUGCACGUAGCAACCAAUUUCUAAUCAAUCUAACUGAAGCCAUGGCUGGCAGAGAAGUUCGAGAAUACACCAAUCUCACCGAUCCUAAAGAUAAAAAAUUCGGGAAAGGAAAGGGAGACAGGAUAGAUGACGAGGAAAUCACUUUCCAACGCAUGGUUUCAAAGAUGCAAGAUGUUGCUGGGGAACGUGGAGGCUACCUUCAUGGGAGAGGCGCCCUGGACAGUGAUGACUUGCUUUAUCUAAAGGAGCAGAUGGAAGCCGAGGAGGAUGCUGAACGCCUUCUGAGACGUACCGAAAAACGUGCAUUCCAAGCAUUCAAGAAAGCUGUAGCUGAUUCUUCACCAGCGUCAAUUCCCCUGCCUCUUCGUGUUGAGCCCAAGGCAAAGAGUGGGAUUAGGCAGCAAGAUUUACUUAAAAGGGUUUUAGAAGUCAAACCUAAGAAGCAGAAAGUUUCUACCGCAUCUGAUGGGAGUAAUUCCCCAGCAAGCACACAGGCUGCUCCAAGUAAUAACACUGAUUCUAAUCAGGAGAAGCAGAAAGAGACCCUGCCAGCUAGAUCAACUGACAUGGGAAAUGAAACAAAGGCAGAUAAUGCAAUGAAAAGCUUGCUAGUAGCGUAUGAGAGUUCAGAUGAAGAUUGAUUUUGUACGGAUUUAUUUUUGUAUAAUGAUGCUUAGAGCAUAAGUGUUUAAAUCAACAAAUCUCAUUAGUAGUUGUUAUGUGCCCAUUUUGAUCAAGGAUCCUUCAAUGCUCUUCUUUUUA